CUGCUCCUUCUUUCUCCUUCCCUCCACCGACCCUCUUAUCUCAUUCUCUUCUUCUCUUGUUCAUCACUAUUUUUCGAGGUGGUACAUGCCUACCUCAACAGCACAAUUUUGAUCAUGUCAACCCUCCCAUCCGAAGGCUACAAUGGCUACCACCAAUACAAAUCCUCACAUCACCAGAAAUCGCCAUGGUCGCGCCACCGUCGACGGACUCUCGCGACACGCAUCUUGGGUGGUGCGGUCGUGGUGAUUUUCUGCUACAUGCUCUUCCUCCGACCAUCUGUCGCCGACGCCGCGCUUCCAGAAGUCGAUGAGUUACUUCCGAACCAAGACUCAAAACCUGUGCCUAUCGCAAAGGCAUACCCAGAGAGGACGGUACCGCAAAGUCCUCGCGCAGCCGCUGCUGAGCCUGCUGCUCGAGCAGCUCCGAUCGUGGAUGCUCUCCUGCGCAGACCUCAAAGUCCGAUGAAGGACGCUGCGGCAGGCGUCGCAGCUGGAGCUGGAGCUGCCAAAGAUGCCGUCUCAGCUGGAGCGGGAGCCGCCAAAGAUGCCGUAGUCGGAGCUGGAAUGGGAAGAGCAGGCACGGGAAGAGUAGGCGGCGCAGGAGUCCCGACCAGCAGACCGUCUUACGUCGCCAAACCCGAGUACAACUUCGCGGAGAACACCGAUGAUGAAGUCUUCGAGAAAGCCAUCCGGCGCAUGAUCGACCUACUCCCUUCGCAACUUCACGUCCGCCGUGCCCUCCUCGCCGAAUUGACCGAAACUGGCGAAGAACUGCUUCACGAACUCGCGACCCGUGUGCGCGCUUUCAAGUCGCUCUUUGAGGCUUGGGAGGCCGUGCAUCUGGUGCCUUCGUAUGGCUCGCUGGUGCAGCAGAAUGUGCUGGAGAGGCUGAGAAGCUUGCGCGACACGACGUUGAACAUCGGCGAUGCGAUCAAAGGAUACGAUGAGUUCCGCUCGUUCAUGAAUACAUUCGAAAAGAGGCUCUUCUCCGGCACACUGCCGUAUCAUGGAAACCACAUGGCGUUGCACACAAGUUUCUACAAUGGUGGCAGGGGAAUGGUUUUCACCGCAGGUGACGGACAGGCAGGGUUCUUACUCGCCUCCAUUCCGCUAUUCCGCAAGCUUGGUUUCCAAUACCCGAUCGAGAUCAUGUAUAUGGGCGAGGAAGAUCUUAGCGAAGAGCGGAGAGAAGAUUUGGAAGCACUUCCCGGCGUUGUGACGAGAGACUUGCGCAAGAUGAUCAACGAUGAAGGCUGGAAGUUAAAAGGUUGGGCCGCCAAACCUUUCGCCAUACUCAUGUCCUCCUUCCGCGAAGCCAUCUUCGUCGAUGCCGAUGCCAUCUUCUUUGUCAAUCCCGCCGAGCUGUUCGAAGAUGAAGGAUACAAGGACACCGGCGCGCUGUUCUUCAAAGACCGCAAGAUCUUCCCCGAGAGCAAGCGAUCGUGGAUCAAGAAGGUCAUUCCUGGUCCAGUUUCUGCGAAUGUGAAGCGCUCCAGACUUUGGACGGGUGAGAGUGGACACAUGCAGGACAGUGGUGUGGUUGUUGUCGACAAGUGGAAGCAUUUCUUGCCAAUGGUGUUGUGCACGAGAUUGAACGGUCCGGACCGGGAUGGCAACAAGGAUAAGGGCAGGAGAGGAGUGUACGACAUGGUUUAUGGCGACAAGGAAACCUUCUGGCUCAGCUGGGAGAUGGUCGGCGACAGCGGCUACACCUUCCACGACUCCGUCGCGGGAGUCAUGGGAGCCUUCGACAGUGCCACGACCCUCGAACACGCAACCAAGGACAAGAAGACGGAAGACGAGAAACUCAAACUGCUGCAGGGCAAGGACGACAAAAAGAAGGACGAAAAGAAAAAGGACGACGAAAAGAAGGACGAAGAGAAGAAAGACGGCGAAGACGACAAGCCAGACGGCGAGGACAAGAAAGAAGACGACGACAACACCGAAGAAAAAGAAGAAUCCGCCGAAGACGAAACCUCCGUCGAGCCCGCGGACGAAUCCUACGACAUGUCGCCCGCCCGGAACCACACCGUCUGCGCCGCGCAACUCCUGCACUUCACGCUCGAGGGCAAACCGCUCUGGUUCAACGGGUGGAUCUCCGAGAGCAAAGGACUGAAGAAGGAGGCAGUCGACCCGAGUGCGUUUAUGGUGUACAUGGAGGAACCCCGGAAUCGCAAGGAGAGCUGGAAGAUUCACGGCGCGAACGUGUGUUGUUUGACGGCGGAGAAUGUGAGUCAGUUUGAUGAUGGAGAGAAUGAGGUGAUUGAGACGAUUAUUGGGUUGGCGAAGGAGGUCAAUUGGGAUUGAUGAGGAUGAGGAGGGAGGGAUG
Zymoseptoria tritici IPO323 is the source of this 2329-nucleotide messenger RNA. RefSeq lists its product as uncharacterized. Gene Ontology annotation, biological process: protein O-linked glycosylation. Lineage: Eukaryota; Fungi; Ascomycota; Dothideomycetes; Mycosphaerellales; Mycosphaerellaceae. The transcript is spliced from 3 exons. Gene Ontology annotation, cellular component: Golgi apparatus. Gene Ontology annotation, molecular function: alpha-1,3-mannosyltransferase activity. The coding region runs from base 115 to 2307 and encodes 730 amino acids. The record is from RefSeq and is a predicted model, not a curated record.